Messenger RNA from Bactrocera dorsalis (oriental fruit fly), 3423 nucleotides. RefSeq lists its product as uncharacterized. The transcript has 4 exons. The record is from RefSeq and is a predicted model, not a curated record. NCBI's taxonomy places the organism in Eukaryota, Metazoa, Arthropoda, Insecta, Diptera, Tephritidae. Bases 69 to 3338 code for a protein of 1089 amino acids.
AAAUUUUAACUUGAGACAAAGUAGUUUUCGUGCCCUCAAUCCGACAACAACUGCAUAUAUUUGGUUAAAUGAGGUUCUUAUCAACGGCUUUUUUCUUAUUCGGCUUGAUAGCUACCAGCAAUGGCCAUCGUUCGAAACACUCCAGAUCAUUUGGAAUUAAUUUGAACAGCCGUCCAAAGCAGGGAUAUGCUACACGGGUGUACCUGCCAGGCGGACCAAAUGUACCUUCAUAUGGAUCUGCAUAUUCACUCUUGCCAAGUCCUUCGAAAACGCUGGAUCAACUCCCUGUGAAAACCAGUGACUACUCCGAUAUAAUAAGUAAUCCUGCGGAGGAGAGCGGCCUACUAGUAAACCAACCAAAUCUGCCGACAGCAUAUAGCGAACCGUCUCCAUGGAAUUUUGAUUAUCCUCGCAGACAAGGAGGUAAUUUGUAUGGUGGACCAUGGUAUUGGCGAGGUUAUCCUUAUUCAUGGAAUAGAGGCGGAAGUGGAAGUUCCAAAUACCCAUCCGGUGGAAGUGGACGUUCUCCAUGCGAUAAACAUCGUUCUUCUAGAGAUGCUGAAAAAACACAUUGGGGCAAACAUCACAAAUCUAAGAGUGAUAAACGAACACCAUGUGAUAAAUAUCACUCGUCUAAGAAAAGAAAACCAUCGCCAUGUGACAAGCAAACUCGACCACCAAAACAUGACAGACAUCCACCUUGCCAUAAAUGUAAGCCAACCAAGCGUCCUUGCCCUGGUAAACCAGUGCCACAAACAACCACUGUUGCUGCAGAAACAACCACGCAACAAUCUACACCACCUCAAGAAAGCACUGAAGUGCCCGUAGUAUCCACGAAAGCUUCAGUAGAGUCAACAACUCAACCUAAAGUCGAAACUAGCACACCAGAAAUAAGCACACCUCUACCAGAAGAGCCGAAGACAAGCACUGAAGUGCCAGCAACAACUACAGAAGGUCCGGCAGAGUCGACUGCUCAACCUGAGGUCGAAACUAGUACACCAGAACAACCCAACACAAGCACUGAAGUUAUAGUAGAAACAACAGAAGCUUCGGUAGAGUCGAGUACUCAACCUGAGGUCGAAACUAGCACACCACUACCAGAACAGCCUAACACAAGCACUGAAGUGCCAGUAGAAACAACAGAAGCUUCGGUAGAGUCUACUACUCAACCUGAGAUCGAAACUAGUACACUAGAAGUAAGCACACCACUACCAGAACAGCCUAACACAAGCACUGAAGUGCCAGCAGAAACAACAGAAGCUUCGGUAGAGUCGACUACUCAACCUGAGAUCGAAACUAGUACACUAGAAGUAAGCACACCAGUACCAGAACAGCCUAACACAAGCACUGAAGUGCCAGUAGAAACAACAGAAGCUUCGGUAGAGUCUACUACUCAACCUGAGAUCGAAACUAGUACUCUAAAAGUAAGCACACCAGUACCAGAACAGCCCAACACAAGCACUGAAGUUAUAGUAGAAACAACAGAAGCUUCGGUGGACUCGACUGCUCUACCUGAGGUCGAAACUAGCACACCAUUACCAGAACAGCCCAACACAAGCACUGAAGUCUCAGCAGAAACAACAGAAGCUUCGGUAGAGUCGACUUCUCAACCUGAGGUCGAAACUAGUACACCAGAACAACCCAACACAAGCACUGAAGUUAUAGUAGAAACAACAGAAGCUUCGGUAGAGUCGAGUACUCAACCUGAGGUCGAAACUAGUACACCAGAACAGCCCAACACAACAACAGAAGUCCCAGCAGAAACAACAGAAGCUUCGGUAGAGUCGACUACUCAGUCUGAGAUCGAAACUAGUACACCAGAAAUAAGCACAUCACUACCAGAAGAUCCUAAAGCAAGCACUGAAGUAUCAGCGGAAGAAGCAGAAUUACAGGAAGAGAGCACGACUCUGUCUGUAGUGAACACUACCAAAACUGACUUACCCGAAGCAGUAGAAUUUAGUGCGAGUACUCCUGAAUCUGGGAGUCUAAUCUUAAGCACUACACAGCCUGAGGAUAAUACUACGGCGCAAGUUACAGAUUCGGUAGAGCUAACUACCCCUCUAUCCGCAAACAUUUCAACUAACGCAACAGUCAUUCCUCCACAACAUGAUGAGUUCGAAGUAACUACUGUAGCAACCGAGAAAUCAAGUGAUAACUCCACUCAGCCCGAAUCUGAAGUAACCACUGUAGCAACUGAGGAACCAAGUGACAGCUCCACUCAGCCCGAACCUGAAGUAACUUCUUUAGCAACUGAACAACCAAGUGAAAGCUCCACUCAGGUUGAACCUGAAGUAACUACUUUAGCAACUGAGCAACCAAGUGAGAGCUCCACUCAGCCUGAACCUGAAGUAACCACUGUAGCAACUGAGGAACCAAGUGAGAGCUCCACUCAGCCCGAGCCUGAAGUAACUACUUUAGCAACUGAGCAACCAAGUGAGAGCUCCACCCAGCCCGAAUCUGAAGUAACUACUGUAGCAACUGAGCAACCAAGUGAAAGCUCCACUCAGGCUGAACCUGAAGUAACUACUUUAGCAACUGAGGAACCAAGUGAAAGCUCCACUCAGGCUGAACCUGAAGUAACCACUGUAGCAACUGAGGAACCAAGUGAGAGCUCCACUCAGCCAGAACCUGAAGUAACCACUGUAGCAACUGAGGAACCAAGUGAGAGCUCCACUCAGCCCGAGCCUGAAGUAACUACUUUAGCAACUGAGCAACCAAGUGAGAGCUCCACUCAGCCUGAACCUGAAGUAACCACUGUAGCAACUGAGCAACCAAGUGAGAGCUCUACUCAGCCUGAACCUGAAGUAACCUCUGUAGCAACUGAGCAACCAAGUGAGAGCUCUACUCAGCCCGAGCCUGAAGUAACUACUUUAGCAACUGAGCUACCAAGUGAAAGCUCCACUCAGCCUGAACCUGAAGUAACCACUGUAGCAACUGAGCAACCAAGUGAGAGCUCCACUCAGCCUGAAUCUGAAGUAACCACUGUAGCAACUGAGCAACCAAGUGAGAGCUCUACUCAGCCUGAACCUGAAGUAACCACUGUAGCAACUGAGCAACCAAGCACUCCACAACCUGAAGAAGCAGUUAUAAGCACGACCGUGCGGGAUUUAAGUACAGAAACUAGUUCCGAAGCAGUACCCACUACAGUUAAACCUUGUGAUCCAAAACCAGGGUGCAAAUGCGGUUGUUGUCAACGAGUGAAGACUCUUGCUUUGUUGAUAUAUUCGUCGGCAGAGAGCGGUAAUGCUAUUGGCAGUAAGCAACCGAAUUGUUCACAAGGCUGCGCCGAUAAAGCGCCUCUUGAUUUAUUCUCUCAACUUAUUGCCAAGCUCAGAUAAAAUCAGUGUUUGUAAUAGGAUGCAACUUUUAUGAAAUUUUGAAAAGUAAAAGUAAAUAUAAUAUAUAUAUGCAUGUAAAUUAUUA